Molecule: messenger RNA, 4103 nt
Organism: Bufo gargarizans (Asiatic toad)
Lineage: Eukaryota; Metazoa; Chordata; Amphibia; Anura; Bufonidae
Gene: TOP1
Product: DNA topoisomerase I
Exons: 21
Coding region: 198-2744 (848 amino acids)
Biological process (GO): chromosome segregation; DNA replication; DNA topological change
Cellular component (GO): chromosome; nucleolus
Molecular function (GO): DNA binding; DNA topoisomerase type I (single strand cut, ATP-independent) activity
Source: RefSeq, a predicted model, not a curated record
UAGUUUGUUACACAAUCCGCCGAGCGGCUGUGCACACUCUCAUUUAGCUUUGGCUUCUCCAGGCUGUGCCCGGCUCCUUCUCCCCACAAUCCACCGCUCAGCAGCCCUCUCUGAGAGCGCCUCGCCCGGCACUAGAGCCCUGCUCCCACCGGCAGCACCCCCCAUUCAUUCACUGCCCCCUCCUGUACUCCGUGACCAUGAGUGGGGACAACAGUCAGAACGACUCACAGAUUGACGCGAAUUUUCAGGCGAACGAUUCUCAUAAACGUAAGAAAGACAAGGAGCACCGUCACAAAGAACACAAGAAGGACAAAGAUCGUGAGAAGUCCAAGCACAACAACAGCUUACACAAAGAUCCCUCUGAAAAGAAACACAAGGACAAACACAAAGAUGGGGAGAAACACAGAGAGAAGGACGGUGAAAAGCAUCGCGAGAAAGAUGGAGAGAAGCAUCGCGAGAAAGAUGGGGAAAAGCAUAGAGAAAAAGAUGGGGAGAAACAUCGCGACAAGGAUGGAGAAAAACAUCGCGAGAAAGACGGGGAAAAACAUAGAGAAAAAGAUGGGGAGAAACAUCGCGACAAGGAUGGAGAAAAACAUCGAGAGAAGGACGGUGAAAAACAUCGAGAGAAGGAUGGAGAGAAACAUGGUGAGAAACAUCGCGAGAAGGACGGGGAGAAGCGCAGAGAUGGAGAAAAACAUAAAGAGAAACAUCGGGAUAAAGAGAAGAGAAAGGAGGAAAAGCUAAAAUCUUCCAGUGAUGGUGUCAAAGUAAAAAAAGAAAAUGGCUUCUCCAGUCCUCCCCAUAUUAAGAAUGAGCCAGAAGAUGACGGCUACACUCUGUCUCCUAAGGAUCAGAACAAGGCACUGAAGAGAUCCAGGGAUGACGAAGACUCUGACUACAAGCCCAAAAAAAUCAAAACAGAAGAUGUUAAAAAAGCCAAAAAACGAAAACAGGAGGAGCAGGAUGUCAAAAUUAAGAAGACAAAGGGCAAAGACAAAGGCCAAGAGGGAGAAGUCAAAAAGAAAAAAGUGAAGAAGGAAGAAGAGGAAAAAUGGAAAUGGUGGGAAGAAGAGCGUCAUACUGAUGGUGUCAAAUGGAAAUUCCUGGAACACAAAGGCCCUGUAUUUGCACCGCCCUAUGAGCCUCUCCCAGAAAAUGUGAAAUUUUAUUAUGAUGGUAAAACCGUGAAGCUCAGUCCCAAAGCCGAAGAGGUAGCCACUUUCUUUGCAAAAAUGUUGGAUCAUGAGUACACUACCAAGGACAUCUUCAGGAAAAACUUCUUUAAAGACUGGAAGAAGGAAAUGACUUCUGAUGAACGAAAUCUCAUAACCAACCUAAACAAGUGUGACUUUAAUGAGAUGAGCCUGUACUUCAAAGCUCAGUCUGAGGCCAGGAAACAAAUGACCAAGGAGGAGAAACAGAAAAUCAAAGAGGAGAACGAGCGAUUGGUUGCAGAAUACGGUUUUUGUGUCAUGGACAAACAUAAAGAAAGGAUUGCAAACUUCAGAAUAGAACCUCCUGGCUUGUUUAGAGGAAGAGGAAACCAUCCAAAAAUGGGCAAGCUAAAGCGGAGAAUCAUGCCCGAGAACAUCAUCAUUAACUGCAGCAAAGAUUCCAAAAUCCCUUCUCCCCCUUCUGGCCACAAGUGGAAAGAGGUUCGAUAUGACAACAAGGUCACCUGGUUAGUGUCCUGGACAGAAAACAUUCAGGGAUCCAUUAAAUAUAUAAUGCUGAACCCCAGUUCCCGCAUUAAGGGAGAGAAAGAUUGGCAGAAAUAUGAGACUGCCCGCAGGCUUAAGAAGUGCGUUGACAAGAUUCGUAACACCUACCGGGAAGACUGGAAAUCCAAGGAGAUGAAGGCCAGGCAGAGAUCGGUUGCACUGUACUUUAUAGAUAAGCUGGCUUUGAGAGCUGGUAAUGAAAAGGAAGAAGGGGAAACAGCGGACACUGUAGGCUGCUGCUCUCUGAGAGUAGAGCACAUAAAACUUUACCCGGAAAUGGACGGACAGGAGUUCGUGGUGGAGUUUGAUUUCCCCGGUAAAGAUUCCAUCCGUUACUACAACAAGGUGCCUGUGGAAAAGAGGGUCUUUAAGAACCUGCAGCUUUUCAUGGAAAACAAGCAACCAGAAGAUGACUUGUUCGACAGACUCAAUACUACUAUUUUAAAUAAGCAUCUCCAGGACCUCAUGGAUGGAUUAACAGCCAAAGUGUUCAGAACAUACAACGCCUCCAUCACCCUGCAGCAGCAGCUGAAUGAACUCACCAACUCCGAUGAUAAUGUUCCUGCCAAAAUAUUGUCUUACAAUCGUGCAAACAGAGCUGUGGCCAUUUUGUGUAACCAUCAGCGUGCUCCUCCAAAGACUUUUGAAAAGUCAAUGAUGAAUUUGCAGACCAAGAUUGAUGCCAAAAAAGAUCAACUGGCAGAUGCACGCCGCGAACUUAAGAGCGCCAAAGCGGAUGCCAAAGUCAAGCGUGAUGAGAGGACCAAAAAGCUUGUGGAAAGCAAAAAGAAAGCAGUGCAACGGAUAGAGGAGCAGCUGAUGAAGUUGGAGGUUCAAGCAACAGACAGAGAAGAGAACAAACAAAUUGCCCUGGGAACCUCCAAACUCAAUUACUUGGACCCAAGAAUCUCUGUAGCCUGGUGUAAGAAGUUUGGUAUUCCUAUUGAAAAAAUCUACAACAAGACUCAGAGAGAGAAGUUUGCAUGGGCUAUCGACAUGGCAGAAGAUGACUAUGAAUUUUAAUGAGUGCGAAAGACAAUUUGUUUUAAUUAUUUGUUUUUAAUUAUUAUUUUAAGCCUGGACGUCACCUCGGAAAGGGAUUUUCUAGAGAGCUGUGCGCCUUACCUUUUAUCAACUUUUAUUUUAAGACGGGAAGGGGAUAUGCAGCAGAUUAAGGGGAAAAAAAGACAUGGGAAAAAAACCCCCACAAAGGCUAAAACCUGCACGACAAACAUUGGAUAAUGUCCCCAUGCUGCCUUCAGUAUUGUCCCAUGGACAAGGAGUAUAUACAUAUGUACAAAAUGGGAUAUCUCAAAUCGUGAUGACGUUUUUAUGUGUUUUUAAGUUGGGAGGUUUUCACCAGGCAUAAAAAAAUCCGCUUUUCAAAAAAGUCUGUAUUAUAGAAUUAAGAAAAUAUCCUGUGUGUUUUUACAGUUAAGAUUUUUUUUUUUUCAAUAACUUCUAUUUUAAUAGAAAAUAUAAACGUACCCUUCCCUUUCAUCUGAACAUAUCCCCUUACCCCGGUUACACUGAAGAGAGGGGCCUAUUAUCUGGCAGCUGAGGGGGUCAGUUGUGACUCCUGUUAUUUCCCAGUAAACGUGAAACUAUAUUCAAGCCAAUCCACGUGCUUGGUUUGGAGACUUGCAUCAAAUGUGAUUCUUUCGUCAGAUUUUCGAAAGGGGGAAAUUUCCUGAAUUUUUUAUUUUUAUUUUUUUACAAAUGUGAAUUUUUUUCUUUGCCCAGUCUUAUCUAUUGUACCAUUAUUUCAAGUAUUUAAUCCUUUUUAUCCUAUCAGAAAAAAAAUUAACUGUUGUACAAUUUGUAGGGACAUUUGAAUUCUAUUCAUUUCAGCAGAUUUUACCAGAGAUUAUUUGAUGUGAAGAGUAACUUUCUAGAAGUGCAAUGAAGACCAACUUGAUAAAUUAAAAUUGACUGAACAGCCGGGCCGCAGUUAAGUGGCAGUCCCUGUUUGUUCUAUGGGGUGUUUUGUGUUUUACCUCUAUGAAUGUCAUUCAGGAGCCUGAUCAAGGUGUUAACGGCAAGGCUUGAGAUCAUAUUUAAGAUCAUCGGUUGCCUGAAAAGAAUUGUGUUUUUUAAAAGAAAUUACUUGAAUGCGAUUACACUAUGGACUUCAUGUUUGUAACAGCAGUUGCAAAAGAUUGGUGAGUUUUUGGCAGAUUGCUUGAAAAAUGCCCUGUAAACAAAUUUCUGUGACUUUUAUAUUUUGUUUUGCCUAGAACGCUUUUUAUUUUUUUUAAUAUAAAAGCAAGUGUUCAGAAGAGUCUUUUCUUUUUGGACAUUUCCCCUCCUAUCUUCUAUUUUUAUCAUGAAUUGCCAUUAACUUGAGUGUAGGUUAUUUAAAAUAAAACCCUACAACUUGCA